Messenger RNA from Peromyscus eremicus (cactus mouse), 3733 nucleotides. RefSeq names its product leukocyte immunoglobulin-like receptor subfamily A member 6. The record is from RefSeq and is a predicted model, not a curated record. Lineage: Eukaryota; Metazoa; Chordata; Mammalia; Rodentia; Cricetidae. Gene Ontology annotation, biological process: cytokine-mediated signaling pathway. Gene Ontology annotation, molecular function: inhibitory MHC class I receptor activity. The transcript has 11 exons. Bases 127 to 2121 code for a protein of 664 amino acids.
GGGUUGACAGUAACAGUAGAACCUAAGAUCUAGAGAAAAGUGUGAUCUUUACGUGUCCUUUUGCUAUUGCAGAUCAGAUUACAUGUCCCUGCGAAGCUGACCUUCUCUGUGAUAUUCUCCUAACAGAUGCUCCUCCUUUUUCCCUACUUCUUUGCAGGGACCCUUCACAAACCCCACAUAUGGGCUCAUCCUGGCUCUGUGAUCACCUCAAAGAGUCCUGUUACCAUCUGGUGUCAGGCGACCCGAGAAACAAAAAUCUAUGUGAUAUAUAAAGAGGGAAGCCCACGACUCUGGGACCAACAGGCCCAAAUAACCCACAAAAAAGAGGCAAAACUCACCAUUCCAUCUGUGACACAAUUGCAGGCCGGGAUUUAUCACUGUUACACUUACACCUCUGCUGGAUGGUCAGAGCGCAGUGACACCUUAGAGCUGGUGGUGACAGGAGUCUACAACAAACCCACCCUGUCAACCAUGCGAAAUCCUGUUGUAAACUUAAGAGGGUCUGUGACCCUCUCUUGUACCUCAAGUCAGAGAUAUGACUGGUUCAUUUUAACAAAGAAUGGUCAGAAGUUCUCCAUCCCUCAGAGCUCAAGAUACACACACACUGGGAUGUUCCUGGCUGAGUUUCCAGUGGGUCCAGUGACCUCUAGCCAGAGGUGGAGGUUCAGAUGCUAUGGCUAUUACACAAAUAAUUCUCAGGUGUGGUCAGAAGGGAGCGACCCCCUGGAGCUCCUGGUCUCAGGAAACCUCAAGAAACCCAUCCUCUGGGCUGAGCCAGGCUCUGUCAUCAGCACAGGGAAUCCUGUGACAAUCUGGUGUGAGGGGACCAAGGAAACCCAAAUAUAUUUCCUGUAUAAAGAAGGAAGCCCAGCACCCUGGUUCAGUCAAACUCUAAAAGGUCCUGGUAAAAAGGUCAUGUUCUCCAUAGCAUCCAUGGAAAAGCAUCAUGCAGGGCAAUAUCACUGUUACUCUUAUGAAUCUACAGGGUGGACAGAGCGCAGUGACUCCCUGGAGCUGGUGGUGACAGGUGUUUACCGUGGCAAACCUACUCUGUCAGCUUUGCCCAGCACUGUGGUGACCUCAGGUGGGAAUGUGACCCUUCAAUGUAUCUCAUCAAAAGGAUAUGAUGGGUUCAUUUUGACUGGUACAGAUCUGAAGUUCUCCAGGUCCCAAAAGGCACAGUUAUCUCACACUGGACAGUCCCAGGCUCUGUUUCCUCUGAUCCUUGUGACAUCCAACACUCAUGGGCCCUUCCGAUGUUAUGGAAACUAUACAAAUACCUCAAAUGUGUGGUCAGAGGCCAGUGAUCCUCUGGAGAUACAUGUCUCAGGGCUGUCAAGGAAGCCCACUUUGCUGACCCCAAAAGUCCCUGUCCUGGCCCCUGGAGAGAACCUGACACUCAAGUGUUCCUCUGAGAUAAGUUAUGACAGAUUUGCUCUGUUCAAAGAGGGGGGAAGUGACCUUACUCAAGUCUAUGUUCAUCAGCCCCAAGCUGGAUAUUUUCAUGCCAACUUCACCUUAGGCUCAGUGAAUUUCUCCAUUGGUGGUCGAUAUAGAUGCUUUGGUGCACACAGCUUCUCCUCUGAGUGGUCAGCCCCCAGUGACCCUCUGGACAUCCUGAUCACAGGAUACCUCCCUGUCACACCCAAUCUCUCAGUGCAUCCAAGGACCAAUGUGUCCUCAGGAGAGAAUGUGACCCUGCUGUGUCAAUCAUCAGUUCAAGUGGACACAUUCUUUCUGUUCAAGGAAGGUGCAGCUCAUCCCUACAUGCAACAAAGUUCAAAGUCUCAAGAUCUACAAUACGAGGCAGAAUUCUCCAUGAGUGCUAUGACCUCAUCCUUUGGGGGUUCUUACAUAUGCUUUGGUUAUAACAGCUCAUCCCCUUACCUGUUGUCAUACUCCAGUGUCCCCAUCAAGAUCAUAGUCUCAGGACUGGCAAGCUAUCAAAAGGCUGUGAUUGGGGUUUCUGUGGCCUUCUUCCUACUGCUCUUCCUCCUCACCAUCUCCCUUCUUCUUACACUCAGGCAUCAGAAGAAAAACAGAAAGGGAGUUCAGGCAAAGACUGACUUGCAACCUCCUGCAGAGUCAGUAAACAGGGACAAAAGACUCCAGAACAGGUAACUCACACCCAGAACCAUAGACCACAUCUGCCCAACUUCACUCACUGACAUUUGUCUUUUUGUUUCUACCAGCUUCAGCCCAGCUCCUGCCACUCAGGAAGAAAUUUUGUAUACUACUGUGAAAGUCACACAACCUGCAUACAGCAUGGAGCUGGAUGUCCUGAGCCAACAUGAGGAAGACCCCUCCAAAGACUUGUAUGCCCAGGUGAAGCCCUCGAGACUCAGAAGGACAGAGAUCACCUCUUCUUCUCUCAUGCCAAAGGAAUUAUUGGCCUCAAAUGACUCACAGUCAAAAGGAAAUCAAGUGAUAGAUGAGCAGGCUGCUACAACAGAGGAGCCACAUGAUGUGACCUAUACCCAGCUGUGCAUCGUGACCCCGAGACAGGGACAUGUGAACCUCCCACCUUCCAGGCAGAAAAGUCCAACCUGAGAACAUACUCUGGCCUCUACCAAUCCAGGGAGAUCACACUCUGCAUUCUGUGGGAGAGGGAGGACUCAGGGAUGCCAGAAAACAAGGUCUGCCUCAGGUGCACAGUCAUAGUGCAGACAUGACCAGUCUCUAGGAAAUCCUGAGAAAUUUGAGGACUCUGAUUCUAUUGUCCCUGCAUUUUAUAAAUAAGGCAAAUGCUUUGUCAGUGGCCAAUGCAUAAAAUGAGGAAAGAAGAAAGGAAUGAAUAAAGUUUUCUUUUUUGUGUUUUUCUUUUAAUUUUUAUUUUUGAGAUUCAACUAUAAUUACAGAAUUUUUCUCUUCCCUUCCUUCCCUCCAGACAUUUCCAUAGAUCCUUCUCUACUCUCCUUCAAAUUCAGGACCUCUUUUUUCCCUUGUUAACACAUGUACAUAUGAAGAUGCAUCUAAAACAUUUUAAACAUUUUUACCCUGAAUAUACACCUUUUGUCAAUUAUAUCUCAAUAAAGCUGAAAUUUGAAUGAUGAAGUCACCUUAAUAUAAUGUAGCAUGAACCAGAGUAAUUCAGAACUGAUCUGAACAAGCAUGAAUAAGGGUCCUGAAAAUUGAGGAGUUGAGUGGGAAGACCUAGUCUAAGUUGCUUACAAUGCUCUACCUGUUUACUUAGAUAGUAUUAUAUCAUUCUGAGAUCUUUGAUGUAGUUGAAGACUAGAUAGCUAUAAUUAUUUUCCUUGGUUAUGAUAAAAGAUAAAUAGACAUAAAACUUUAGACUAACAAAUAUAGGAUAGAUAGAAUAUUUUCUUUAAUUUUGCCAAAUAUAAAUAGACUAGAUAUUGUAACUGUAAUUCUUGCUUGAUAAUUGUUUUGUUAUAUAUAAUUUUACUAUGUUAAAGUUAAAACUUUCCUUUUUGAAAAAAAAGAGAAAAGGGGAAAUGCUGUGGAUAUUACUCUGUAUCCUAUGAAUGUGUUGCUCUGAUUGGUUGAUAAAUAAAAUGAUGAUUGGCCAGUAGCCAGGCAGGAAGUACAGGCAGGAUAAGCAAACAAGGAGAAUUGUGGGAAGAGGAAGACUGAGUCAGGAGAUGCCAGUGAGCCACCUAAGGAGCAGCAUGUAAGGGCACACAGGUAAAGCCACAGAACAUGUGGCAACAUAUAGAUUAACAAAAAUGGGUUAGUUUAAAUGUAAGAACUUGUCAGUGGUAAGCCUGAG